AUGAAAGUGUUCAAGGACCUGAUCAGCGGAGAUGAAAUGUUCUCUGAUUCCUACCCCCACCAGCAGCUAUACAACGACGCCAUCUGGGAAGUUAAAGCAAAGUACACCAAGAAGAGCAGCGACUUCGUCGCCAUUGCUUCCGAUGAUGUCGCAGACUAUUAUGACGAUGGCGAUAUGGUCGUCAACCUAGUAGAUGCCUUCCCACUCCAGGAGGUUCAGCUUACCAAGAAAGACUUCAUGUCCUACGUCAAGGGCUUCUUCAAGAGUGUUGUCACCAAACUGAAGGAGGAAGGCAAGGAAGACCGCGUGAAAGGAUUCCAGCAGGGAGCCACCGAGGCCGUCAAGUACAUCGUAAGCAAUUUCGAUGAGUUCCAGUUCUACGCCGGCGCCAACUACAACAUGGAU
Molecule: messenger RNA, 405 nt
Organism: Emiliania huxleyi CCMP1516
Lineage: Eukaryota; Haptophyta; Isochrysidales; Noelaerhabdaceae
Exons: 1
Cellular component (GO): cytoplasm
Molecular function (GO): calcium ion binding
Source: RefSeq, a predicted model, not a curated record